AUGCGCGCCAACUCGGUGACGAAGGAGCCCGCGAUUCAGCAGUGGUGGGCGGACAACAAAAUCUACGAGCAAAUCGCCGAGCGCGCCGACGCCGAGAUGUUCACCCUCCACGACGGACCGCCCUACGCCAACGGCGACCUCCACAUCGGCCACGCGCUGAACAAGAUCCUGAAAGAUUUCGUCAACCGAUACCAGAUGAUGAAGGGCAAGCGCGUGCGGUACGUCCCCGGGUGGGAUUGCCACGGCUUACCCAUCGAGCUCAAGGUCCUCCAGUCCAUCGACGCGGACGCGCGAAAGGCGCUCACCCCGAUCAAGCUCCGCAAGAAGGCUCGCGCGUUCGCGCUCAAGACGGUUGACAAGCAGCGCGACGCGUUUCGUCGGUACGGCGUGUGGGGCGAUUGGGAGGAUCCGUACCUGACGUUACUGCCCGAGUACGAGGCUGCGCAGAUGGAGGUGUUUGGGCAGAUGUUCCUCAACGGGCACGUGUACCGCGGCAAGAAGCCCGUGCACUGGUCGCCUUCGUCCAUGACGGCGCUGGCGGAGGCGGAGCUGGAGUACCCGGAGGGUCACGUGAGCCAGAGCGUCUACGUGGCGUUUCCGUUGGUCUCCGGAAAUAUCCCCGACGGUUUCCCAGCCGAGCACGCGUCGGUGCUCGAGGCGGGCGCGUCCCUGGCGGUGUGGACCACCACGCCGUGGACCAUGCCCGCCAACGCGGCGGUCGCGGUCAACGACAAACUCGAGUACUCGUUCGUGAAGGUGACGGGCGCGUCGGGCGACGUCGAGAAGGAGUCGAGCCGGAUGGUGGGCAAGACGCUGGUCGUGGCGCAGGGUUUGGUCGCCGAGGUGGCGACGACGUGGGGUCUCACGCUCGAGACUUUGUGCACCGUUCCGGGCAGCGCGCUCGUCGGCUUCGAGUACACGCACCCCAUGUACGGCCGAGCCUCGCCCGUCGUCGCGGGGGGCGACUACAUCACCACCGACAGCGGCACCGGCUUGGUUCACACCGCGCCGGGCCACGGCCAGGAGGAUUACAUGACGGGCCUGAAGUUCGGGCUACCCCUGCUCUCGCCCGUGGACGACAAGGGCCUCUUCACCGACGAGGCUGGCGACGAUCUCGUCGGUAAGUCGGUCCUGAAGGACGGCAACGAGGCGUGCAUCGAGAAACUUCGGCACUCCGACGCGCUCAUCCUCCAGGAGCCCUACAACCACAAGUACCCGUACGACUGGCGCACGAAGAAACCCACCAUCUUCCGCGCCACCGAGCAGUGGUUUGCGUCCGUGGAGGGAUUUCGGGACGAGGCGCUCGCCGAGCUCGAUAAGAUUGAGUUUGUCCCCGCGUCUGGCGCCAAGCGAAUGCGACCGAUGGUGAGCGGCCGCAACGACUGGUGCAUCUCGCGGCAGCGCUCCUGGGGAGUUCCGAUUCCCUGCUUCUACGACAAGGAGACCAAGGAGCCGCUCAUGGACAAGGCGACGAUCGAGCACGUGACCGAGAUCGUUCGCACCAAGGGCACCGACGCGUGGUGGGAGCUCGACCUCGUCGACCUCCUCCCGGACGCGUACAAGGACAAGGCGGAUUCGCUGGUCCGGGGAACGGACACGAUGGACGUCUGGUUCGACAGCGGUUCCUCGUGGGCGGGCGUGGUCAAAUCGCGCGGUUUGAAGUACCCGGCGGACAUGUACCUCGAGGGCUCCGACCAGCACCGAGGCUGGUUCCAGUCGUCCCUCCUCACGGGCGUCGCGGCAGCCGGUAAGGCUCCCUACGAGAAGAUCCUCACGCACGGCUUUGUCCUCGACGAGAAGGGGUACAAGAUGUCCAAGAGUCUGGGCAACGUCAUCGACCCGAGGCUCAUCAUCGAGGGCGGCAAGAACCAAAAGACGGAGCCCGCGUUCGGCGCCGACACCCUUCGGCUGUGGGUGGCGUCCACGGACUACACGAGCGACGUCCUCAUCGGCGUGAACAUCUUGAAGCAGACGUCGGAUGCCUAUCGCAAACUCCGCGGAACGCUCCGGUUCCUCAUGGGCAACAUCGGCGAUUUCGACCCGCUCCUCGACGCGGUGCCCUACGACCAGCUCCCGUCCUUCGACAGGUACGCCCUGCGCAGGACCGCGGACAUGCUCGCCGAGAUGGACAGGGCGUACGCGACGCACCAGUACUCGCAAGUCACCGCGCAGCUCCAAUCCUUCACCGCGUUUUUAUCAAACGUCUACCUCGACGCGUCCAAGGACCGCCUGUACGUGGAGUCGCCCACGGGCGUCCCUCGGCGGUGCGCGCAGACGGUGGUGAACGAGAUUGUCACCAGGCUCCUGUGCGUCGUCGCCCCGAUCGCGCCCCACAUGGCGGAGGAGGCGUUCACCGCCCUCCCGUACAAGCCCGGGCACGAAUCGGUGUUUCUAAGGGGGUGGGUCGACGCUGCGCCCGAGUGGACCGCGGGGAUGGACGACGCCGAGGCGGGGUUCUGGGCCACCGCGCUGGCGAUCCGCGGCGAGGUGAACCGCGCCAUCGAGACUGGGCGCAACGAGAAGAUCCUCGGCGCGUCGCUCGAGGCCAAGGCUGUGAUUUACGCCUCCGACGCGGCGCUCGCGGAUGCGAUUACCACGCGCGCCGAGGAGCUCAAGCAGGCGUUCAUCGUCUCGCAGUUGGAGGUGGUCUCCUCCGUCGACGACGUCACCGCUAAAUGCGGCGGGCAGUGCGUUGGCGCGUGCAAAGCUGACGGCGCCAAGUGCGCUCGGUGCUGGGGGUACUUUGGCGGGCUGGGUUCGGACGAGCGGCACCCGGAGCUGUGCCCGAGGUGCACGCCCAUCGUCAUCGAGAAGGACCCGAGCCUGAGGGUGCCGGCGAAGAAGGCGGAGGAGGUGGCCGCGUGA
This is a messenger RNA of Micromonas commoda, 2865 nucleotides long. RefSeq lists its product with no specific name. The coding region runs from base 1 to 2865 and encodes 954 amino acids. The transcript has 2 exons. The record is from RefSeq and is a predicted model, not a curated record. NCBI's taxonomy places the organism in Eukaryota, Viridiplantae, Chlorophyta, Mamiellophyceae, Mamiellales, Mamiellaceae. Gene Ontology annotation, molecular function: ATP binding; aminoacyl-tRNA deacylase activity; tRNA binding. Gene Ontology annotation, biological process: isoleucyl-tRNA aminoacylation. Gene Ontology annotation, cellular component: cytosol.